Messenger RNA from Oncorhynchus masou masou (cherry salmon), 6953 nucleotides. RefSeq names its product serine/threonine-protein kinase WNK1-like. Lineage: Eukaryota; Metazoa; Chordata; Actinopteri; Salmoniformes; Salmonidae. Gene Ontology annotation, biological process: protein phosphorylation; monoatomic ion homeostasis; positive regulation of potassium ion import across plasma membrane. Gene Ontology annotation, molecular function: protein serine/threonine kinase activity; potassium channel inhibitor activity. Gene Ontology annotation, cellular component: cytosol; cytoplasm. The record is from RefSeq and is a predicted model, not a curated record.
CAUGUUGUUGUUGGUGCGUGGCUUUGUGUGUUGACUUUGUUUGUUUAGUGGUUGUAUGCACAGUGUUACAUUCUGUCACACCCACCAUACACACUCUUAUCCCCUUGAGUUUUGUUCCUUCAGUCACCCUUUAGUCAACCACCAACAUAAUAUCCAUCCCACAGAAGUGGACUUACUAUUUCUAUCAUCCAUAAUCCGCCCACUCCAACCUAGUUCCCAUGACCCUUCGUUACCCUAGCCAGUCCUAACCUGACCUGACCCGCCCCUUGCUCUCCUCCUCCCGCCCCCAGCCUUGCAGUAUGGCUCCACCUCCCUCCUCAGUGGGACUUGUCUCUGUGGCUCAGAUGGCCUUCAAUCAGCCCUCGGCCCCGGUUACUGCAGCCGCAGCCCAAGGGGCGGCGUCACCCCCAGGGGGAGCCCUGGUGUCCCCACAGAGCCCUAAAACAGCUGCAGCCUUACCUCUGCCUCCUGGGGCUCAUCCUCUACCUGGUUCUGUAUCUGCACCCACUCUGGUGACUCAUCCACCGCCGGUGCCACCGGCCUCCCCUCUGCCGCCCCAAAUGAUGCCUACUCAGCCGCUGGUCGUGGUGCCCGUCAUCAGCGUAGCCAGCACCUCCCCAGAGCCGCCAGGAGAUGCCCAGGCCCAGCCCUCCCAGACGGCUCCUCAGCCUUUGUCAUUGGACCAGUCACAGUUACAACCACCACAAGUGCCCUCGUCCAUGGAGAGCGGUCACUCUGACGUGGCGUCCGGCCUGAGCGAUGGAAAUGAUGGAGGCAGACAGGAGGGGCGCUCCAUCAAACGCCACCAGCGGCGCUCCGUACGGAGUCGCUCUCGUACCGACAAGAUCGGCAAAGCAAAGUUGAAUGUACUGAAUAUAUCCAACAUGGGCGACAGGGUAGCUGAGUGCCAGUUGGAAACGCACAACAGAAAGAUGGUGACUUUUAAGUUUGAUCUGGACGGAGAUAACCCAGAGGAAAUAGCACAGAUUAUGGUCACCAGUCUGUUUAUACUGGAGAGCGAGAGGGAGUCGUUCAUCGAGCAGGUCCGUGAGGUCAUCGAGAUGGCUGACGAGAAGGGUCUGGAGAAAGAUGGAAACACCCAGAUUGUUUCCCAGAUAGUUAGUGACCUCCAGCAGCAACAGAUCCCUGCUAUAUCUGAACCGUUGCCAGGUAUCCCUUCCUGUGCAGCCCAGGUGGUCCACUCUGCAGGCAGGAGGUUUAUAGUCAGCCCCGUGCCUGAGUCCAGACUCAAGGACCAGUUCUUUGCUGACUCAGCGGCUGCAGGCUCUGCCCUGCUGAGACAAGAUUCACAGUCCUUUAACGCCGCCCGUGCUGUAGCUGCAGGUCAGGGUCUGUCCCAGUCGGCCUCAGCGGUCAGCCUGCAGCAGGCCUUCUCAGAGAUGAGACAGAACCAGGGCCAGUACGACCCAGGGCCCAGCACCGCUCCUCCCUCCGUCCACAUAGCCUCCCUGCCUGUCCUGGUCCCUGCUGCAGCCACUACCACCACCAUCCCAGUCUUCUCCACUGCUCCUACAGCCUCUGCUCCUCUCCCCCAUGCUCAGGUUCCAUCUGAGGCCUCUGUGACCUCCCCUCCCCCCCCAGUCUCCAUCUCCCCUCCAGCCUCCACCUCCACCUCUCCACCUGCGACUAUACACCAGGCCACCGCCCCCAUCCCCACCCAGCUCCAGUCUGUUGAUACCCAGCCUCUCCUUUCCCAGGCCCCUCUCACCCUGCUGGUGACCCAACCCGUGGUCUCCUCCGUACCUAGUGUUACAGCCACCUCUGUGUCCCCCCCAGUCCCUGCUGUCCUCCCCACCCUCCCCAACACAACUACCCUGUCCACCUCAGCCUCCUUCCCCCAGACCUCUGGCCCAGGCUCCAUCCCUGGUGGUCCCACCACCUCCAUACCCACUACAGUCCUUUGUCAUUCCGCCAGCCCCCUGGUCAGCAGCUGUAGCAGUGAUAGUGGAGGAAGCUCAGAGCAGCUCCCUGUCCCUUCCACCGCUGUCCCCCAGCUCACCACUACUGUAGUCCCCACCACGGCUAUCCAAGGCCCCCUGCUAGCCCCCUCCAUUGCUAACCCCAGUGCAGAGCUCCCUUCUUCCUCCUCGCCUGUAGCCUCUCUAGCCCCAGGGGCCACGGUCCCUACCUUACAGCCCGUCACCACCACCAUCCCCGUGGUCCAGCCCACCCUGGUUCACACCCAGCCCCAGCCUGCUACAAUGCCCAACCAGACCCACGCCCAGUGUGGGGAGUGUGAGGUGGCCCUAGGCAUCGAUGACAUCCACGCCCUGGAUAAGAAGCUUCGCUCCCUCUUCAUGGACCUGGGUGGUGGUGGAACCACCCAGGCCGAUGGCUCUGUCGACCCAGCCGGAGGCACUGGUGUCCCGGGAACCUCUUCCCCAACCGGCCACUCAUCCACCCCCAGCUCCACAGGCACCCCCCUGCCCCCCUCCAGCCUCCCCCUGGCCUCCUCAGGACCAGGGCAUGUCUCUGGGACCCCCCUCACCACCCCGGGACAGGCUGGGACCCCUUCCACCUACACCCAGACUACCCCGGCCAAAGCACCUCUGUCUAGGUUACCGGUGUUGCCUGUGGGCUCAGAUCAGGCUCAGGCUGGCCCCCCUCCUCCCUCAGACCACAUGGCACCCUUCCCAGGACCCUGUCUAACUCAGUCCCAGCAGCCUCUGGAAGACCUGGAUGCCCAGCUGAGGAGGGCCCUGAGCCCAGAGACGGUCUCUGUCAGCUGUGUCACCACACAGUCCUCCCUCACUGGGAUGCCUGCAGGUGGCCAGCCAGUGCCUUUCUCUCUGGAAGGGGAACCAAUCAUGUCGCCUAUUGCUGGAGGAUUCCAAAUGGGACGAUUCCAGGUCUCUGUGGCUGCAGACCAGGGUCCCCACAAAAUCGAGGGUGGGAGCCCCACAAAAUCCUCCUCCACCUCCUCUUCCUCUUCCUCCAGCCCGGAGAACACACUGCACAAUGUCUCCUCCCCUCUCCACGGAGGUAAGACUGGUGGGGGAGAUGUUGUGGACGGCCUGCCCUCCCUCCCCCACCGGACCGCCUCCCCUCAGCCCACCACCAUUGGCCGCUUCCAGGUCACCACCAACGCCCUGGAUGCCAGGGUGGGCCGCUUCUCAGUGAGCCGAGCCCAGGAUGAGGCAGCCGAGGCUGGGUUGGAGCAAACACCCGCUUCCCAGGCUAACGGGCCUAGUAUUGAUCCUGGCUCGGCCACCGUGCUCUUCAGCCCAGAGGACAAACAGAGCUCCCUGCCCAGCCUCAACAACUCCUACAUGAGCUCUGAUAACGACUCUGAGUUUGAGGACGAGGACUUGAAGAGGGAGGUCAACCGGUUACGGGAAAAGCACAUGAAGGAGAUCCAGGCCCUGCACACCAAGCAGAAGGAUGAGAUUGACUCCCUGUUCGCCAGGCUGGGCAAGGUGCCUCCAGCCGUGGUGGUCCCUCCAGCUGUAGCCCUGGCCGGUCGCAGGAGACGACCCACCAAAAGCAAGAGCAGCAAGUCCAGCCGCUGCAGCUCCUCCCAGGGCAGCAAGAGCCCCUGCAACCCAGGCAGCACUUUAUCUGCACAGAGUGCCCCCUCAGUGUACCCACCCUACCAGGCUCUCCUCCUGGCCCCUGGGGGCCUCCCCGACCCCAACCUCCACCCUGCCUCGGGGAGCCGACCCCGGCCCCUCAAGCAUCUCGGCCCCUCCAGUGAAAACCUGUGCUCUGCCUACACCAGCGAAGCUACGCUGUCCGUGCCCAGUCUCUGUGCCCCCACCCAAGGCUGUGUUACGUUCAGCUGUGGGUCGGAGAGAGUGACCAUCAAACCAGGUGGUGGCAGAAGGACCCGUUUUCUGACGCCCUGCUUGGCUCUUUGGAAGAUGGUGAAAAUCUGCCCCUGCAACCAACUCUGUAGGACCAGCAGCACCAACACAGUGAGUGGUCCAGGAGGCCAGGGUCCAGGAGACCAGGGUUCAGGGGGUCAGAACCAGGGCCAGCCUUCUCCCAACCCCCCUCAACAGGGCCGGAAGGGCACGUUCACCGACGACCUGCACAAGCUGGUUGACAACUGGGCCCGCGACGCCAUCAGUCUGUCCCAGGGCAAGAGUCGCUCCAAACAGCAACCCUCACAGGGACACAGCUACCAGGCGACCCCGUCCACCAACAAGGGCCGUAAGUUCUCCGCCCCGAGUCAGCUGUGCCCCAGCAACGCCUCUUCCACCCCCGCUACCUCUCUGGGAGGCCGCAAGGGCUCCUUGUGUCCCCCUCCCCAGUACGGCGGGGUCGGGGCAUGCUACCCCUCCUCCACUGCACCUUACAGCAGCGCCCAGUGGGUGGGAUCCACGGGGUCCACAGGGCCGGGACAGGGUCAGGCCGGUAUGUUAGCCUCCUCUCAGCCCCUGGUUGCCUCCUCCUCGCAGUACCCCUCCUCUGCCACAGGGGGGCAGGGCUCCCUGCAGGGCUUCCAUCACAUCAGCACUUUGCAGAAAUCCGUCAGCAACCCUGGAGGCCCCAACCUGAGGACCACGUAGUGGCCAUGUGGGGAUGUUAGCCAUGCCGGGCUGAGAGACUGACAGACUGAGGGAGAGAGACAUGAGGAGAGAAGGGUGUCUGUGUUACAAGGGGGAGAGGGGUGUCUGUGUUACAAGCGACAUCAUGGUUGGUGGGACUGUAUUGAAUGUGAAUGAGCUGGCUGUGAAGAAGAGGAGGAGCAGGAGAGAGAAGAGUCAGCUGCUGUGUGUAAUGGUGCACCACUCUGCCCUCUUCUGUCUCCCUGAAGGAUAACAGGAGAGGGACACACUUCCCCUCUCUCCCCCCACCCCGAGGUCAACUGUGGGCCUUGGGGGUCGAAGAAAGACGCAAAACGCGACAAGGAAUAUCAAUGGACACGAGUGCAAUGUUAUGUGGCCAAAGAGGGUUAAUGUGACAAUUACUAUUGUAAAAUGUGUGUGUGUGUGUGGUGAUGGGCUUUGUUCCUUCACUGUGACUGGCUUUUACAUGUACUCUGUAGUAGAGACCAGAUCCUUGUACUGAUCUCAGAGAGGAGGGAUGGAGGAUAGUAACAGACCGGGGGGGAGGUGGGCUAUUGUUGGGGAGCUGCAGUACAUAGCUAACCCCCUUUCUCCUCUCACCUAUCUGAACCCCCCCCCCCUGCCUGUUCAGCUCCUCCUGUUGGUAACUGACCUCCAGAACAGAGCUUAAAGUGACCGUACAGUACUAUACAGCUCCUCCUGUUGGUAACUGACCUCCAGAACAGAGCUUUAAGUGACUGUACAGUACUAUACAGCUCCUCCUGUUGGUAACUGACCUCCAGAACAGAGCUUUAAGUGACUGUACAGUACUAUACAGCUCCUCCUGUUGGUAACUGACCUCCAGAACAGAGCUUUAAGUGACUGUACAGUACUAUACAGCUCCUCCUGUUGGUAACUGACCUCCAGAACAGAGCUUUAAGUGACUGUACAGUACUAUACAGCUCCUCCUGUUGGUAACUGACCUCCAGAACAGAGCUUUAAGUGACUGUACAGUACUAUACAGCUCCUCCUGUUGGUAACUGACCUCCAGAACAGAGCUUUAAGUGACCGUACAGUACUAUACAGCUCCAGUAGAAGUCCAUUAUGGUAGAGUUGUGUAGCAUGUUGAGGAGAUGUGAGGAAGGUUAUGGGGUCAAGGAAUGAGCUUGUGAGGCCGAGGUGUGGGACUGGUGCCAUGUAUGUAGCUGGUCAGGCAGUGUUGACAUCCGGAACCACAUGUACUGCUAUUCCUAUAUAUCAUUUAGGAUGUUCAUUGGUGUGUGUAAGUGGAGAGUCAGUAGAAAAGGCCUGGGGGUUCAUACCCUACUCUACCCCUCCUGUUGCCAUGGGAUGCAAUAAGAACACAGUAAUAGAAACCUCCUCCUAAAUAUGAUAAGAACACAUAAAGUGACCUUCGUUAGGAAAACAGAACCAUCCAUGACCAGAUUCAGAAUGUCUUUUUUUUAUGAUUUUUUAAGAGUUUGGGAUUAUGAUAAUUCCAUGUUUAUUAGUGUUUUAAUUUUUUUCCUCUGUCCCCAUUGAACUGAGGAGACUCUUCUGUAGCAUGAUGAAAGGGUUAACGCUAGGGUUGACCCUCCUAUCCAGGAACUCUCUCCCAGUAUAGGGCCUUUAAAGAAACUACAACUCCCAGUAUAGGGCCUUUAAAUAAACUACAACUCCCCUCUCCAUGCUAACCAUCUCUUUACAUGAUUGGAGGGGAGUACUGUGUGUGAGACCCAUCUAUCCCAGUCUUCAGGCUUAAAGUUACUCCAUUUUAAAAUGUGCUGAGGCUGAUGAGAUCCCCAUCCUGAAGCAUAAAGUCUGUACAAGCUGGCUGGUCGUUUCCAUGGUUCUCAUCUACAUAUCCCUAAUGAGAGAGGCCCCCUGAACUAACACAGACAGGACGGAAGUGGAUUCUCUCAGACAGGAGUUGUUGACUGAAGUGGAUUCUCUCAGACAGGAGUUGUUGACUGAAGUAGAUUCUCUCAGACAGGAGUUGUUGACUGAAGUGGAUUCUCUCAGACAGGAGUUGUUGACUGAAGUGGAUUCUCUCAGACAGGAGUUGUUGACGGAAGUGGAUUCUCUCAGACAGGAGUUGUUGACUGAAGUAGAUUCUCUCAGACAGGAGUUGUUGACUGAAGUAGAUUCUCUCAGACAGGACUUGUUGACUGAAGUAGAUUCUCUCAGACAGGAGUUGUUGACUGAAGUAGAUUCUCUCAGACAGGAGUUGUUGACUGAAGUAGAUUCUCUCAGACAGGAGUUGUUGACUGAAGUGGAUUCUCUCAGACAGGAGUUGUUGACUGAAGUAGAUUCUCUCAGACAGGAGUUGUUGACUGAAGUAGAUUCUCUCAGACAGGAGUUGUUGACUGAAGUGGAUUCUCUCAGACAGGAGUUGUUGACUGAAGUAGAUUCUCUCAGACAGGAGUUGUUGACUGAAGUAGA